Columba livia (rock pigeon) is the source of this 8256-nucleotide messenger RNA. It is a transcript of the gene CCR6, whose product is annotated as C-C motif chemokine receptor 6. NCBI's taxonomy places the organism in Eukaryota, Metazoa, Chordata, Aves, Columbiformes, Columbidae. Gene Ontology annotation, biological process: G protein-coupled receptor signaling pathway; cell chemotaxis; thymocyte migration. The transcript has 5 exons. The record is from RefSeq and is a predicted model, not a curated record. Bases 1598 to 2689 code for a protein of 363 amino acids. Gene Ontology annotation, molecular function: C-C chemokine receptor activity; C-C chemokine binding. Gene Ontology annotation, cellular component: external side of plasma membrane; membrane.
CGUACUAUAUAGAAGAUACAUUGGUGGAAGAAAACUAGUGGGUUGUGAGGUUUUACAAAUGCAACAAUGUGUUUUGGGCUAGGGGCUAAACACUGGUUAUGCAGUCCUUCUCCUUCCCAACUGCUCUGUUUAAAAACUUCACUCAUUUAAUCUCCUGAGCCCUAUUUGCCCCCUAGGCAAAAACCCUGUAGAAGGCUUUGGGAGGGCUCUGUCUUCUCUAACUGGUUUCACAGAGGGGAUGAAGUAAUUAAAACAUUGAUGGACACCAGUCAAUGUGGGAUGUAUGUCAGUGCUGGGAUUAAGUUAUUUCAGUCCCUGACACCUCACAAUGUGUGCAGAGGGCUGUGUCUGACAUGAGGGGGUAGAUGGAAUCAGGUGGGAGUGAGGCUGAAAAUACAAACUAAAAAGAUCAAAAGGGAAGCAAGUGAGUGGUGCUACAAAUGUAAUGCUGGAGAGAGGUUAUGAAGAUAACGAGAGAUGGAAAUAAGAGAAAUCUGUAAAACCUGAUCAAAGAAAGAGGAAGAAAGAGGCAGAACAGAAAACUAAAUACAGAAACAACAAACCCAGAAAAAGCAUGUUUGAAAGGGAGUGAAAAGCCAGAUGCAAACAAUAUAAGGAAAGUUUGAAAGAAUUAAUGAGAAAAAAAAUAUAUUGACAGUAUAGGAUGGUAAUGAUAAAAAAUUAAACAGGUGAUACAAACAACCUGAAUGUAAAUACAUAUAGUUUAUAUUUUGUAGCCCAAAAGAAUGAUGGAGAGAGCAGAACCUCAGUGGAUGGCCGAUUUUUGAAUAAGAUUAGAUUAAUGUAGAUUUAACUGAAUGAACAUCAAAGCAGAAUGGAAGAGUGUGUGGUGUGUGUUCUGCCUUUCUUUUAGAAUUAAAAAAAAAAACAACUCAAACCCAACCCAAACAAUAACCUGAGUCAUUCCAGAAGAAACUUGUGGAUUCUGGAAUAACUCACAUGGUGGUUUUGUUUUCCUUAUCUUUCGUUAUUUUCUUACCUUAAUUAGUGGCGCAGAAAACUAACAUGUGGUGAGAUUUGAGAAACCACAAUAACCAUGUUAUCUAAAUGAGAGUAGAUUCCUUUCAAGGCUAUAAGAUAUGAACAAAAACUAACUACAUGUGGGGGCUUCAUUUGCAUAAUAUGCAAAUUUUCAAGUAGUUGUCUUAAAAAGAAAAAAACCCUUGUCACUUGCCACAGCGUGAAGGUGAAGCAGAAAGUGUCUGCAAGGAAGGCUGCCUGUGCUUUGUAACUAGGUCAAAAGAAAAUGUGCCGAGAAGUGUACUCCUGUUGAGACUGAUGGUACAUGUGCUUGAGGAAGACACAAAAGAAUAACAGAAUCACACAUUUUCUUUCACCUGAUCUUCAGACAAUUUUAAAAUCUGUUUGAGUCCUUCUCUCCUUUCAUACCAACCAUCCUCAAUAUGCUUUUGCUGGACAGUGGAAGUACUUUUGUAAAUAAAUGUGUGAGUGGGUGGUGCCUUUGUGGAUUCUUGUAGCACGAGGACAUCUCUUCCACGAAAUCCUUGGGAAAGCAUUUUGAAGUUCUCCUCAAGUUUUCUCCUCAAUUUUUCUUCCUCAGAAGUGUACUGCCAAAAUGAAUUUUACAGAACCUCGUACCGCAGAUUAUCCGUAUUAUUCAGACUACGCUUCUUUAAUCACACCACCUUGUUCUAAGCUGGAAGUCAGGAACUUCACAAAAUCAUUUCUGCCAGUUGUGUAUUCAUUGAUUUGUGUCAUCGGCCUAGUUGGUAACAUCUUUGUAGUGAUGACCUUUGCUUUAUAUGAAAGAACCAAGUCCAUGACGGAUGUGUACCUCUUCAACAUGGCUAUAGCAGACAUACUAUUUGUUCUCACUCUCCCGCUGUGGGCAGUGAAUUAUGCUGCUGACAAAUGGAUUUUUGGUGAUUUUAUUUGCAAAAUAACCAGAGGUAUCUAUGCAAUCAACUUCAGCUGUGGCAUGUUGCUUUUGGCCUUUAUCAGUGUGGACCGGUACAUUGCUAUUGUACAAGCGACAAAAUCAUUUAAACUCAGAGCAAGAACUCUCGCAUACAGCAAAUUCAUUUGUUUGGCUGUGUGGGUAUCAUCAAUUUUAAUCUCUAGUUCCUCUUUUCUAUACAGUGAAAGUUACAGCCUCACCAAUGAAACCAAAGAGAUUUGUGAUCACAGAUUUGACAGAAUGUCUGAAAGCACGAUGCUGAAAUCAUUGCUGCUGUGCCUGCAAGUGGGAUUUGGAUUUUUUAUACCUUUCUUAUUCAUGAUUUUUUGCUAUACAUUCAUUGUCAAAUCCUUACAGCAAGCUCAGAAUUCCAAAAGAAACAAAGCAAUACGUGUGAUCAUAUUAAUUGUAGCUGUUUUCCUAGUUUGCCAGGUACCUUAUAACAUUGUUCUUCUUGUGACAGCGAUAAAUAUGGGCAAGCUGGGCAGAUCUUGUGACAAUGAAAAGAUAAUGGCCUAUGCAAAAUACACCACUGAAGCCAUAGCAUUUUUACACUGUUGUGUCAACCCUGUGCUCUAUGCUUUCAUUGGAGUGAAGUUCAGAAGUUAUUUUGUGAAGAUAAUGAAGGACCUAUGGUGCAUGAGAUACAAGAAAUACAAUAAACGUAGUUCAAGGACAAACUCUGAUAUUUAUCAUUCAAGACAGACUAGUGAAAUUCUGACUGACAAUGCAUCUUCUUUCACUAUGUAAUACAAUUUGAACAUCAUUAUUACCAAAGGACUCUUCUCACCGAGCAACCCAAAACAGUGUCACUGUGCCUGUGACAUCAAGUCAUUUGGGCUUCUCUGCACCUCUAAGGAAGCUCCCAUGAUCUCUAAUUCCUUUCAGAAAAAGAAUUAAGAUAAAAAAAAUAACACUGUGCUGUGGAAAACUGAAAUCUUAUUCACCUCAACAUUCAUGCUCUUCUAAAGUACACUCUCUUAUAAUUAUCAGAAAAGUGAAGUUUACAGAGGAACCCACCCUGUUUUCUAAGGAAAAACUGCAUCUCAUCUGUCCUACAUCACUGAAAUAUCCCAAAAAUUCUAAGUAAAUGAAUCAGGUUAUGUUCAGGCUCAUUCUACCUACAUUUAUGUUGUUUCUGUUAAUUACUUCUACCUGGAAAUCUUAUCUAAGUGUAGGUCUGUGCUUUUGUUGCAGACAGGUCACGCUGUGGCAAUACUAACUUAAAGAUAGAGCAUUUUGAGCAAAGCAUGGCAAGGAAAGCAAACAGAGAAAGGAAGAAAAAGGCUCAAGGAUGCUGAUAUAGCUGGGCUGUUAAGUCUCACACAUCUUUGCCCAAUUCUAUACUCCGCCUGCUCAUCAGAAGUUGCUUACAUCAAGGCUGAUACUGUUCUAAGCCAACGGUGACAUGUCUAUAAAAAAGAAUACUGGAAAAAAAAAAAAAGAAAAAAAUUAAGGAGAACACUGAAAUAUCCACACAAAGGUUUUCUGACAUCUCCUGAAAUUAUCUUCUGAACGGAGAAUGGAGCUUUGCUGGAGAGAUUCUUCUCUAUGUUUGGCACAGGAUUCAGCUGCUGGAAUCUGUCAAAGCUGAUCAGUUGGUGAACAUCUCUGCAAAAAGUUGUUUCUUUCUAGCUGAAAUUCACACUCUACAACAAACUGUACAGAACUUCAAUUAUUCCAACACUUUUUGUUGGAACUUGAUCGGUGACAAAACUUGAUGCGUUUCUUGGUUUUUAGCUAACCAUUAACAGAGUUUCCUUAGGAAUGGAUUUACUAGGACAAGUAUGCAUAUAUGAAAUUUACUUUAUUAUCUUCAGAAACUAUUAAGGACUAUAUCUGAAAAUAAAACCAGAAUCUGACUUAAUACAGCCAGAAUUUUUACUGAGUCAGUAUUUGACUCACUAUGAAUAUAGGAAUAUUUAUGAUGGUGUGUGGAUUUGCUCUAGUGUAGGACAUUACAUUCCUAUGGCUGUGUAAAUUAAUGCAAUCUGCAGCUUGCUGUUUACUUUGGUUGUGGUUCUUUUAAGUUCAUGGCUGAAGUGAUAGCAGAGCUUGGAUCACUAACCACACCAUUCAGUGGCAAUGCAAAGGGCCAAGAAGGCUAGUGCUGGAGCUGAAGAUCCCUUGAGGAAGGGCAUUGAUACGGUAUGACACUAGUACUGCCUUGGCUGGUGCACUCCAUCCUUGUUCACAGUGCAGUGUGAGGUUUUUAAAUGUCAAGGCCAGGUGUGAUCAAGAUUGCAUAUAUUUAUCAUGACUGAAUAACAACUUAGGCAAGAAUACAAUAAAAAAUUAUGUAAAUGCAGAUGCAUGCAUUUGCUGUAUAUAGCACUGAAUAUUUUCUAGAAGAGAAUUCAGCAAAUAAAAAAGUAACUCAGAAGUAAAAAAUCCCUUCAGGUCUAAGGAUUUCUUGCUGCAUGGUAUGCCUUGAAACAUUCCCUUAUUUGGUGCAAAAUCUCUCAUAUCUGAACGAUGUAGCCUCUCUCUCUCAAAGACUGCAUGAGGUAAUGUACCCCAGGGCAGGAAGUCCACGACUGAAGCCCAGCAAGUCCCAUGGUGGCUCCUGGGCAGAGCCCUACACGGCUCAAAAGUGUACCCACAUCUUCCUGCUGGCCCUGCUGCCACGUCUGCAUUGGCCUUCAGCCACCAAACAACCCAAAUGCCACCCCAGCAGCUGGCAGCAUGGGGUUGUGGGGGGAGAUGGCAGCCAAGGCACAGUCGGUGACGCGGUCACUGUCACAGUCCCACUGGAGUAGGAUCAUUGACAGACCCUAAGUGGAGAGAGAUGGCCCCUGGGCAGGGUGAGUGCUCCAUAGGUGUCAAGAAGUGGUUCCUGGAUGAAGGGGUAUCCUUCGUCAGUGUUGAGGGAGGAGGAAAAGGAGGGCACAGCUCAGUCCCACUGGCCACCAAGGUGUUCUCAGUGGGACAGAGUCCCACCACACUGCCUUGCAGAUCACCAACCCCUGGUAACCUGAGGGACCCUGACAUGUUGGAAAGGGUGGUGGUGGGACAUCUGUUUCAAGUGGGAGGCAACACAGACUCCUCACUGCUGUCUUGUGAGAGGGAAAAAUGGUUACUGGAAAUGAUGUUGAAAAGUAUUAAACAUACCCAUGAUUCUUGUCAAUGAGAAGUGUAUUGAAGGGAAGAGGAACAUUGUGUGUGUGUGACAACACAAAAGCUCUUGCGGUAUGAAUUGUGCUGAUGUCAGUGUCUGGCAAAAAAUUCCACUUGAGUUAUAGCUGUAAUCUCAAUUGCCAUGAAUGAUUGUCCUGUGUCUGGGAGAAAUGGAGGUGAAGGGUAGGAUGGUCUCCCAAGGGGCUGCUGAGCAAGGUAGAACUUCAGCUCUAGCCUGUGGGCCACUGGCUUUCUUACUUACUUACCUACUUAAAAAUUUAAUUUACAUACAACACAUUAUUACCAUUCUUUGUGGAAUCUGCUGUAAGGUAAAAGAACAAGACCAGUUCAGAGUGAAGCAGUGGGGGAGCAGAACCCCACUGCUUAAAGUUCAGAAGGAGGUGGUCAUAACGGCAGGCUGUCCAACUGAUGUUGCUGAUGGACCCUCAGAUAUUCUUUCUUUUCCUGGCUAUGUCACCAGAAAUGAGAGGUGACCUAGGGUGGGUGUUGGGAUUUUGGGUUAUGAAAAGAGCAGAUUUAUAGGAACCUGGAUGUUACCUUCUUUGCUUAUGGAGUAACUUUUUGGAGCUUGCUAUGGAGGCUGCUUUUUAUUUAAAUAUUUAAAUUUUGUGGUAGCUGUGCAGUACACUGCAUAACAAACACAUGGUGAAAUUUUCUUUUUUGUUGCAUGUAUUCUGUUAUUUUGGAAGUAAAAAGAUUUGGUAUUGUAUAGAUCCUUAUUUCCUACCAUAUUUAAAGACAGAAGGAUACAUACUGUGUUGCGUCAUGUUGUACACACAUAAGAUGCAGCUGAUAAGCUUUGAGAAGGCAAUUCAUAUCCUCCUUCAGCUGGGGCUGGGGCUGGGUUGUGGUAUUGGCUGCAUGUACAAGGUCUCUGCUUAUUAGCAAGUUCCAUUCUGCCUUUGAUGGCUUUAUGACAGCCCUGCUUGACACCUCCCAUUCAAGUAGUUCAGAAAAAGGCAGGUCAUCAGUGCACAGUGUUAAAUAAAUACAUAAUAUCUCAGUGCCUAAAGCUAAAUCUGUUUUCUGACACAUAUAAUCUUUAAAAUGGACCUAAUUUAUUAAUUUGCUUUCCAUAAAAAGCAUCAGCUUUAUUCCCAUAGUAUUUAAAUUUCAGGUGCUAUCUUUUCUAUCUAUAUAUUCAUUUUCUUUGAAGAGUGAUGCCCAUAAGUUGGUGAACCUUCAAGAGGGUCACAGUGGACAGAGGAGAUCAAAGUCAUUUGGGCCUUAUUACUAGCAAGGAAAGGCACAGAAAAGAAGAUGAAAACUAUAUGCAAAGAUAGAUAACAGUUUGAGAUGAGUGAAAACUAAAGAGAAACAGGAAAAAAACAGUCUACAGAGGAAUAUUCUUGUGAAGGAAGGUUGUUGAUAAUGAUUAAGUACAUUACUCUGAUUUUAUUAUUUAAACCAAACUCUGUUUUGGAUCUUUGUAGGGCAAUCUUGUUGACUAGAAUUGUGGAAAUUUUGGGGGGGUUUUGCUACAAAAGUAGCAAGAAGAUGGUACUUGAAGAUUUCAGAAUUUGGAUUGAAUUGGAAAAAAUAGUUCUAGAUUAGAUGAAGAUGAUAACGUUUUCAAAAUGUCAAAAUAGUUUGUCUCAUAAAACAUCUAAAAUGUUUUGACAUUUCUGGUUAGUUUUCAGAUACUAUAAUAAGAGCCAAGGAAAUGAUUUCACUAAACCACUGAAAGAGGCUCAUAAUCUGUUUGUUUGGGGUGUUUUUUAUGCUGCUGUGGAGCAAUCAGGGUAAUCCCUUCUAUCACCUCCUGUGGAAGGAGGUACCACCUCUGGGUUAGGAGCUCAUAAUCUCUUUGUCCAUGCAAAGCACAGUUGCAAAGAGAAAAAAAAAAAAAGAAAAUGUUUCACCCUUAAAUUGUGCUACACCAAUAGCUCUUAAUUCUUUUCUAGGCAGUGUAGUGUCCUUCAGGCUGAACAGGCAAUUAAAUGACAUCUCCUCUACUGUGGGUGAAUGACAUGAGACCCGAUGGUAAUGAUGUGACCACUAAGCAAGGAGUUGUGCUCAGGGCAGCUUUGAGCAUAGUUAAGUUCCUUUUAUGAGAAGUUCCUUAAAACAAAUUCCUCAAAACAAAUUCCUCAUUUUUGGUUGAUUGAACUGGUUUAUCUCACCUGAGAUGAAAAGUAUCUGGGUUUUACUUAGUCAAGAAAACAAAACCUAUUCAUUAAUAAGAUAUUUUGAUGGUGACUUAUCCACCAAAUCAGGAUCCCUUUCCUUAGAAACUAGAAAACAUGUUGCUUGUACAAUUUUGUACUGAUACCCAUAGUCAGUUUUCUUUGGAUUGAUGAUAUUUUGUAACCCAACUGUAUAUCCUGAUGCAACGUUCAUAUUUUUAAUGAAAUCAUCAUCUCCCAUUUAUUUUCAUUGCCUUUUAAUUAAAAAUACAUGCUGAAUUACUGCAUUAUCAAUUUGAGCUAAGGCAGUCAAAUUAAUAUGCUUGCAUUAAAACUUUUUAAAGCUCUUAUUCAGUUUUAGUGCAGAUUUGUCAUUCCUAGACAUUUAUUUACAUCAACUGUAGACAACGCUGAUGUUUUAAUACAAAACAUGGUAGUUUUAUUUCUGAAUACCUUGUGCUUAAUCCUAUGUAGUGGUUAGGAAUCAUAAAGGAAAAAUAUCUAAUUACCAAAAAAUCGGUGAUAUUUUUUUGCUUCUUAGCCUGGAUUGCAUCGUCCAGCUAUAGCUUUGUUGUGAUUUCUGGUCCCAUUUCUGAAAAACUUUUACAGACAUAGGGAACCAUUAAAGUAGUUGCAACUGGAACUCUACUUGCUAUCAUUGAUUUUCUUUGUUCAUCUUUUGCUAGUAUUCAGUUUUUAACCUCUGAAUUUCUGGUUGAUAUCAUCAAUUUAUGCUUCUAAUCCACAUAAUUUGUUAUUACUUUUUGCUAGUAUCAAAUACAUUUUUAGAAAAACAAUUUCUAUGUUCUUUAUUCCAUUACAAAAAUACAGAAUGGAAGAGAGAAAAGGAAUACUAAGAUACAGAAAAUAGAUAUUUGUUAGAAUGCAUCAAUUAAGUGUAUUUAUGGUAGAUGGUUUGAUUUCUAAGUGACACACAUUUGGGAAAGUUUAAAUAGUCUUAGCAAUGUAUUCUAGGUGAAUUGUAAUGUAUCUUAUGUGAAUUAUAAUGUGUUGUAAUCAUCUGUCUCAUAAAAUUUUAGUAGAAAAAUAUAA